UCUUAUCUGGAGCUCCAGCUUUUGAAAUUUUCUUUUCUUCAUCUCCCUCUAUCUUCACCUACUUCUUUGUUUUCUGUUUCAUUCCUCCCCCAUUCACCUUUCUCAUCCCCAUACCUUUCACUUAGUAGUAUUUGCUACCAAGUGACUGUUCUGUAUUCAUCAACUGACAUCUCGUGGGCUUAAUACACUGAGGGCUGUGGGCUGUGGCAUAUUGCAAUCUACCUUGUGGGAUCUGUGGGUUACUCUCGUGGGUUUCGUAUCACAAAGUUGCGUAUUUCCUGUCCGUCUCUUGUGGGCUUGAACAUUGUCAUUGUGGGUUACCUGUGGGUAUCUGAGAAUAUUUUUUAAAUCGGGUGAUUGAGGGAUUAUACGAUUUGCCGCACAUUAGUGGGUUCGAUUGUUAAAAACUCUUUUUUACUUUAACUUCUACUUGAGAGUCUACAAUAUCUUGAUUCAAAAUGUCCAAGACUAAGUCCGUUACCAAGAAGGGUGAGAAGGCCGUUGACAAGACCUUGAGCAAGGUCAAGGACGCUGGUGUCACUAAGGCUUCCCAGUCUCCCAAGAGCAAGAGUAAGCAGAUUGCUCGUGAGGUUGCCUCCAAGGGAGACAAGUCUAAGCGCAAGAAGAAGGAGCCUACUCCCAGCAGCAGCUCCGAGUCUGACAGCGAUGAGGAGAUGGAGUCUUCCAGCUCCAGCAGUGAGAGCGAGAGCGAGGAGGAGAAGCCUGCCAAGAAGGAGGUGAAGAAGGCCGACAAGAAGGCUGCCAAGUCCUCUUCGGAAUCUUCCUCUGACUCUGACUCUGACUCUGGCUCUGGCUCUGACAGCGAUGAAGAGAUGGAAGAUGCUUCCAGCAGCGAGAGUGAGGAGGAGAAACCCGCUAAGAAGCAGAAGGCUGAGCCUAAGAAGGAAUCCAAGAAGGCGAAGGACUCUUCCUCGGAAUCUUCCGAUUCGUCGGAGUCCGAGUCUGAGGAUGAGAAGCCCGCUAAGAAGGAGGUGAAGAAGGAGGUGAAGAAGGCCGCUGAGUCUUCUGAGUCUUCCGAAUCUGAGUCUGACUCCGAGGAGGAGGCGGCUCCUAAGAAGGCUGUCAAGGAAUCUAGCGACAGCGAUUCGUCUGACUCCGAGUCUGACAGCGAAGACGAGGCUCCUAAGAAGGCUAAGAAGGAAUCUUCUGAAUCCUCCGACUCGGACUCUUCCGAUUCUUCCGAUUCCGAGUCUGAGUCCGAAGAUAGUGCCAAGGACUCCAAGAAGCGCAAGGCUGACGAGGAACCCUCUACCACCCCCAAGAAGGCCAAGACUGAAGAGCCUGCUGCCGGCGCCUCCAGCAAUCUCUUCGUUGGCAACCUCUCCUGGAACGUUGAUGAGGCCUGGCUCCAGAGUGAGUUCGAGGAGUUUGGUGAGCUCUCUGCGCGUAUCAUGACCGAGCGCGACACUGGCCGCUCUCGUGGAUUUGGUUAUGUUGAGUUCGUCAACGCCGCCGACGCCGCCAAGGCUUACGAGGCUAAGAAGGACACCGAGAUUGACGGUCGUAAGAUCAACCUUGACUAUGCUACCGGUCGUCCCGCAAACAGGGAACAGGGUGGUUUCCAGGACCGGGCUCAGGCUCGUGCCCGUUCUUUCGGUGAUCAGGCUAGCCCUGAGAGCGACACCCUCUUCGUCGGUAACAUCCCCUUCAGUGCCAAUGAGGAUUCCCUGCACGAGGUGUUCGGUGAGAAGGGAAGCAUCUUGGGCAUCCGUCUGCCGACCGAUCCUGAGUCGGGCCGUCCCAAGGGCUUCGGAUACGUCCAGUUUGCGUCGGUUGAUGAGGCCCGUAACGCCUUCAACGAGCUGAACGGUGCCGAGAUCGAUGGCCGUUCGAUCCGCCUGGAUUACAGCACUCCCCGUGCCAACAACGGCGGCGGCGGUGGUGGUGGUCGUGGCCGUGGCGGCUUCGGCAGCCGCGGUGGUGGUGGCUUUGGUGGUCGCGGCGGUGGUGGCCGUGGUGGUGGCCGCGGCCGUGGCGGC
Messenger RNA from Aspergillus alliaceus, 2000 nucleotides. RefSeq names its product putative nucleolin protein Nsr1. Lineage: Eukaryota; Fungi; Ascomycota; Eurotiomycetes; Eurotiales; Aspergillaceae. The annotation marks the transcript as partial. Gene Ontology annotation, molecular function: mRNA binding. The transcript has 4 exons. The record is from RefSeq and is a predicted model, not a curated record.